AUGACCGAUCGAAGGAACAAGAAAUUCCGAAAAGUACGUUACUUUAUUUGCUAUUGUUAUUGUUCAGGACCAACUGGACUCCAAUAAACUAUCCAAGGAGCAGGAAGCAUGGGCCAAUUUUGUAAGGUUUAACUGUCCGUGCAAGAAGUCCACGUUUGAAGGAAACGAAGUGGAGUAUUUUACCGGUAUAGUGCCUUUGCAAAAAUACGAUUUUUGUUAUUCCAGUAUAGAUUAAACGUAAAAUUUUGUCAGGUCAGAAAGCCAUUGACACCCUUGUCGAUUCAAAGAAGUUUGGGGCUAGCUCGAAAGAGCCAAAAUUUUCGACUCGUGAACAAGCUGCGGCUUUCUUGAAAGUGCUCCUAGAGCGUGGAUAUUUCUUCAGGGCCAAGGUAUUGGUUCCUAGACCAAAGCCUCGUCCAGGAGCGAAUCAGGAUACGAAGGACUCCCCAAGGGUUAGAAGAUUAAAGGAAGAAAAAGAAAAGGCAGAGGAAAGUGCCAGGGAUAAUGAAACGGCAAACGAGUCAUCGGCUGAGCAAAAGAAGGUAUGUUAAUGUGGACAUAAAUCUAUGUUUCCAAUUUGUGUUCACUUUACUAUUUUAUAGAAUGAUGAACGGAGAAAGAAGAAGAUCAAAUUGAUCGUUCAUGAAAGCCAGUAUUUAAAUGAUGACUCGGAUGUGUAUGUGUGGAUAUACGAUCCAACGCCGUUAUACAAGAAGGUUAUUGGAAUUUUGAUAAGUAGGCGUCCUUCUUCCAAAAAUGAUUUCUCUUUAGUUCUUGGGGUUAUUGCCGGAUGUCUCUUCCCACUUUGGCCGGACUGGACCAAGCUCUCUGUGUAUUAUAUAUCCAUGGCUGGUAUCAUUUUCUUUGCUGUUAUUUUGGGUAUUGGAAUCGGUAAGUUGCCCAUUCGAAACUUUUAAUAUGAAUAUUUUUAGCCCGCACUAUUUUGUUUGGAGUAAUAUACGCCGUCACAAUGGGAAAACAUCGUUUCUGGUUCUUACCUAAUCUCUUGGCCGACGUUGGUUUCUUUGAAUCAUUCCAACCAGUUUAUACAUAUGAAUAUGUGGACUCUGUAAACCAAAAGGAUGUGAAGAAGGAGAAGAAGAAAGCAAAAUCAAGCGGUGAUGUAGAAACAAAGAAGGAUAAACCUAAGAAAGACAAAGGUUAGUUGAAGACUUUAUGGUAUCAUAUUAGGGACUAUGUUUUAUGUGCAAAAAGACUUCGCUGUCCGCAAUUUGUAUGUUACUCUUAAAGUAAUGUAUUUUACUCUUUCUUCCGUGUUAUCCACGCUAUAGGCACGCACUCAUGGUGACAUUGUAUAUAGUAUCGGUGAUUUAAUAUUUCGGCAAAUACUUGCCACGUGGUUUUUAACGAAACCAAUAUCAUUUGAAAAAGCAUAAAAUAGUGUACAGCUGAAAAAAUAGCAAAAUUUCCGCCGUCACUUUAUAAGGACUUGGAAUUUCCACAGAGUUGUGUCCAGUUGGCCGGGUGGUGGUGGCCUCACUUCCUGCGCAUAAUGUCCUGGGUUCGACACUCUGCCCUGACAUUUUUUUGUAUAUCAUUUCUCCUGUAUGCCACAAAUCGAUGAUAUCUUGCCAUUUUUGAAUAAUUUUUGUUCCUUCACAGACAAAGUUUACGGGAUUUUUUGAAUUUGUUAAAUUUGAUGGUGAUGAGAGGUCGAGAUACGAUUGAUGUAUACUGCCUAUAUUAUCUUGUUUUCGUGACAAAUAGAAAACUGUAAAGUCAGCCAAAAACGCUGUUUUUGACCCAGUGAAUCAACCGUUAGUAAAGCGGGGACAUAAGAAAUUUUCGAUUUUGAGAUUUUCGUUGCGAACGACCACGACCAUCAUAUAAAUUUAUUUCCAAAUCCUUUUUCUUCAAUUUUCCCAUUAACCUAGUUUCAUUUACAAUUUUUUGUAACUAACAGUAAGGGCGAAUGGCGGCGAUACGACUUUUCGGGUCAACGAUACUAUGGAUCGCGUCGGUUCGUCCUUUUAUGCAUGUGGGAGAGAGAAGGCUUAGUAGAAAUUAUAAGAUCCGGGUGCAAGCAUAUCUUUUCACCUAUUUUGUGGUAUUUUAAAUCUACCAAUAACAUCUAGAUAAAAGUUACGGAUCUUCGUUUUUUGCCACAAAUUUUGGUACUUUAUAUGUUACAAUAAUUCAGGAUAAAGGGAAAUAACGUUUGUAAUAUGUCGAAUAACUCUCAUAACCGAGUAUUAGCGAAGUCAUAAAACGACUGUGGUAAACGUUUUUGGAUACACUAUUUUCGAAGCUCUUUCAAAUGAUACGUUUGGUUAAGAAACCAGGUGGCAAGUAUAUGCCGAUCCCUUGUAGAGUAUUAGAAGCAUGUACACCUUUUAUUCAUGUUUUUCUAGUAUAAUAGAGGAGUGAUUGUUACUUUAAACACCAACUGGUUUUUUCUUGGGUCCCUUCAUUUGCCGACAGUGAGAAACGAGUCCUAUUCGAAUUUUAAUAUAAUUUUAUUUAGAACGAAAAGAGGAGAAAAAGGUAGAAGAGGAAGAACAAACUUUAAUUAAUGACCGUGAGAACGAAGAAGCGGAGAAAUAUUCAAAUCCGUCUUCAGAGGAAUCAGACGAUAAGGCCGAAGAGGAUAAUGAGACCGGUUCCAGUAGUGCCGUUGAUGCAAGUCCAAAUCCCGCUAAGAAAGACUUGAGAAAGCGUCGAAAUGUCAGAAAAGCGGAUGAGGAUGACUUUGUUUUGGUCGACGGCGAAUAG
This is a messenger RNA of Bursaphelenchus xylophilus (pine wood nematode), 2733 nucleotides long. The record is from the annotation of a GenBank genome assembly. NCBI's taxonomy places the organism in Eukaryota, Metazoa, Nematoda, Chromadorea, Rhabditida, Aphelenchoididae.